Kazachstania africana CBS 2517 is the source of this 1995-nucleotide messenger RNA. RefSeq names its product MYND-type zinc finger protein MUB1 (gene MUB1). The record is from RefSeq and is a predicted model, not a curated record. Gene Ontology annotation, cellular component: MUB1-RAD6-UBR2 ubiquitin ligase complex. NCBI's taxonomy places the organism in Eukaryota, Fungi, Ascomycota, Saccharomycetes, Saccharomycetales, Saccharomycetaceae. The transcript has a single exon. The coding region runs from base 1 to 1995 and encodes 664 amino acids. Gene Ontology annotation, biological process: establishment or maintenance of cell polarity; ubiquitin-dependent protein catabolic process.
AUGAGGAAAUUCACCAGUUAUUCAAUUACACAAAAUAGACCCAUACCGACGGUAGCUUCCACAGUUUAUAAUAGAAAGGCGUUAGAUACCAAUUCAAACAUUCCAUUGAUUAAUACACUGAAUAAUUUAACAUAUCUGAUAUCAAACUCUUCCAAAAUUCGUGAAACUGUUGCAAAUGACGGUGCAUUAGAGCGAUUAGUUGCUAUUUUGCAUGAUUGCCAUUUAAAUCUUCAUGAAUCGUUGGAUAUUGACACACGAGCAAUAAGUUCGCAUAAACGUGAGCAACAAUUAUUCUCACAGAAAAAGAUAGCAUUAAACGCAUGGAAAUGGACUCUGGCAUUUCAAUGUCUAGUAUUGACUGGCACAAGAGGUACAGAGGCUAUAAGAGCCCAAGUUGUGUCAUCGGGAAUCCUCCCAAUAUUAGCUACUAUUUUGGAUAACUUCUUGAUUUAUCACGGUAACUACGAUUUCUUCACCGAUUCAUAUUAUAAAUAUGGAUUUCAAUCUCUAACGUUAAAGACAGGAUUCGAAAUGUUCAGGAAACAUGAUGAGGACUAUAUGGCAUACCUGGCGUUUCUUUUGGGUAAUGAUUCAUUAAGUCUGUCAGAUGACGUUUCCUUCAAGAAUGAGGAUUUUUUCAAGCCUGCUAUGAUGGUUCCAUCCAAUUAUGAAAUGAUUUGGAAAAGAUACGCUAAAUAUCAUGGGUCAGCCAAGAACCCAAGACCAACAGACGGUACUUACAAUAGUGAUGAUGAUACAUGUUUUUCCGAAGAUAUUACUGAUCCAGUAAAGAUUAAAUCUCCUCGAGAAUUUUAUCUUGGAAAAUUAAUCCCUCAUCAAGACGACGUAGUGUGGUCCUUACAAUUACUAGCGUUCAUUUCCAAAUACACUUAUAUGAAAAAACAGCUCCAAAAAGUUGAAUUGGUAAAAUCACUAUCUUUCAGGCCAAUAUUAACCAGAAUAGAGAAUAGAGUGAAUGAAACGCCAAAUGAAUCGAAACCUAAAUUAGAAAAUUAUUUGGCUACAAAUAAGAGACCGAAAUUGAAUACAGAACCAAAGGCUAAAGUAACUACCGAGGAUCCGUUCAUGGUUGAGUUACAAAGUGUGGCAUCAAAAUGUCGUAAUAUGACCGAAAAGCAUAAAACAAGUCGAAGGUGUUCUAUUCAAGAUCCAUUUCAGAAUUUCAACAUUAUAAGCUAUGAAUUAGCCGAAUCAGAGCUAAAGAGUAAGCAGGAGAUAAAUUAUGAAAACUAUAAGAAAUACUACCAAUAUAAGAAUUUUGUUAAAGAAUUGGAUGAUAGAACCUGGAAUAAUAUAACGUCGAAGAAAAAUUUGAAUAUCUUUCCCCUAGUUGAAAAAUUCACUUACCCCAAGUAUAAUAUUAAUGAUAUAAUGUAUUGGAGUUCAGUAAUAAUGAGAAACUCCUGUAGAAAGGACGAAUUUACAGGUGUUCGUCAAUGUGCUAAUUUUUCCUGUGGUAAAUGGGAAGAGUAUCCUAGACAAUUUGCGAAAUGUCGCCGUUGUAAAAGGACAAAAUAUUGCUCUAGAAAAUGCCAAUUAGAAUCGUGGCAAUUUCAUAGGUACUGGUGCCACGAAGUUACUUCAAGCACAAGGACAUCAAUUACAGGCACCGAAACAAAUACACCAAAUAAUGCAAGAAAUGUAGACAUAGAACCGACGAUGGGAUUGUCUACCACUGAUGAAACUGUAGAUGAAGGACCUCCGAUGGAUUCGGGUCCAUUCUCUGACAUGCCACAUAAUAUGCCAAACGAAAGCACGGAAACAAAUUUAAUCAAUGAGGAUGUAGAUUCUAAUACAGCGAAUACACCUGAGCCACAAAUCCUUCAAGAAAUAAGAGAUAUAACUGAUAGACUUAACACGGUUCUUGAUGUAUCUCCGGAAAUGACUAUUUCAAAUACCAAUACUGCAUUCAGUCAAAGAGAUUCUGACAAUCCUAACCUAUUGUCCGACUUAACAGAUGAUAGAAGUGCAUGA